GCCCCAGCCCCCGCCAUUUCCUGCUCCUGGGAUCUCUGUCUUGGAGACUGGAGAGAUGAAGGCCUCGGUGCUCUUAGGAGGGACCCUCCUUUUUUUGUUCUUUUGGAAUUCUUCUGAGUUCGAACAAGCGGUGAUUUCCGCCUGCUCCGAUGACUGGCUGGUGGUCAGAAUGAAAAGGCGGCCUUUUGGGAAUGACACAGAAGUUAAAGUUGGUGAAAUACACCUGGGAAAUAACUGUCCUGUGACAAAGAUGCUGUUGUCGAACUAUGAGUUUUCUUAUUCUGUCAUUAAUUGUGGGAUCAAGAAAAUUGUGUUCCAAGAGAGUGAUGCUGUCAUAUUGUCCAAGCUCCAUUAUAAGCCAACGUUGCAGACCGCCUAUGAAUUUGAGGUGCUUUGCUUUGUGAAGAGACUUUUCAUCCCAUCUCUGUUGCCAUUUGGAAUGAAUGGGCAUGAUGUCAAUACUGUGGGCAACAGAUCUCAAGGAAGAGAAAGGCAGCAGCCACCAGCUGCUUCACAAGAUAACUGUGAACCCAGCCUUGGUGCUGUGAGUAAGAAACAGUUCACCACAAGUUACUGCAACAAUAAUGCCUAUGUCGUGAGUUGCUCUUCUCCUUAAAACACAGGAGCAAGUGGUCCAUUCUGUGUGGGAGCCAGUUUCAGUGAUACACUAUUCUGUUGGCCAAAGAUGGGUAGCAAUACCUGUUACCUGUUUAAAUACCUUCUGGAAUUCUGGAGAGUGCAUAUCUAUGACAUUUAAACUUCUAAAUGAGUUAAAGUGUAAUUGCCACUCUUUGAGAAGUCAAAUUUGUAAUAAAGCUGCUAACAAAGUUUUUUGUAUUCUGCAUAUAUAUAUACUCUUCUAACA
Molecule: messenger RNA, 865 nt
Organism: Talpa occidentalis (Iberian mole)
Lineage: Eukaryota; Metazoa; Chordata; Mammalia; Eulipotyphla; Talpidae
Gene: OOSP4B
Product: oocyte secreted protein family member 4B
Exons: 5
Coding region: 56-616 (186 amino acids)
Source: RefSeq, a predicted model, not a curated record